Diversispora eburnea is the source of this 1509-nucleotide messenger RNA. Lineage: Eukaryota; Fungi; Glomeromycota; Glomeromycetes; Diversisporales; Diversisporaceae. The record is from the annotation of a GenBank genome assembly.
AUGACCGUUGAACCGUGCCUCGCUCCAAUUGUUCCACCCGAAAUAUUCAUAAAUAUUUGUCAAGACUUACCUCCUGCUGACUUGCUUUCUCUCGCUCGUGUUUGUAAAAAAUUCUAUGGAUACCUUAGUUCAACUUAUUCGACCACUACUCAAGAAAUUUGGAGAAAUUCAAGAAUAAAAUUCAUUCCACAAAUCGAAAUGUCUCCACCUGAAGGAAUGGAUGAAAGACAAUACGCAAAAUUAUUAUUUGAACGCGGAUGUCAAUUUUGUGGAAAAUCCAGAGUAAGAAGAGUUUAUUGGGCUUUUCUAGUAAGAUGUUAUCAAAUCCGUCGUGAUCUUCUUUCUCAAAAUUCAAUUCCUGAUGAUAUCCUUAGUGGUCUUACUCACACUACCAGUUAUUAUAAAUGGGGUUGGGAUCGCAGUCCAAAAAAUCGUCCUGCCAACCUCUAUUGGAUUGAAGAUGUUCACAAGUCAUAUUCUGAAUACAUCCAACUUCCUAUCGAAGCUCGAAAAGCUUGGCUCAUUUCAAAACGUAAGGAAGGUCAUCGAAAAAUGGAGGAUGUUGCAAAACGUGAGAUUGAACACGAAAACGCGUAUUGGUCAAAAACCGAGAGUAACGAGAAAAAGCGAGAGGAAAGAGCUUCAUCGAUUGAAAAUUUAAUUAGAAAAGAUAAAAAUGAAUAUGGAUUUCCAAGAUUUAAAAUGACUGUUGUGGAACAAUGUAUGGUUUAUAAUAAGGCGAUGAUGUCUUCGUCAACACACCCUUUUACUGAACGUGCUUGGAUUGGAUUUAGAAACAAGCUAAUUACCGAGCAUGAUAAAAUCGUAUCAGCUCAUCGAGUUCAACGACAAGCAAGUGAAAGACGUCUUAGUUAUUAUGAAGCUUUACAAACUAGACAAAUGGAUGUUGUUAAAAUAUGUUUUGAAUUAUUACGUCCAGAAACUGAAAUUAGAAAUAUUUAUUCUAAUGGAAAUAACAACAAUAACAACACUCAAUCGUCAUCUACAAGUUCAACCCCAAAUUCAACCUCUCAGUCUCAAUCGAUAUUUGAAUCUGAAUUAAUAAAAUUUCUUCCGUGGUGUCAUUCCUUUCGAAAACCUCCAUUUAUGAAUAAUAAUCCAUCAACACUUUGGGAUGACCAAUUUCUUAUGGGAACAUAUAUCCCACUACUUCGAGCAGAAGCUUUGCAUUUAAAAAAUAAUUCCGAUUAUUUGACAACGAUCAGUAAGGCAGUUCUUAAUAAUGGACUUAGUAAUAAAAGAAUUUUCAGAUGUAAAUUUUGUCAUGAUCAACAAACUGAAAUUAAAGAACAACUUUAUUCAUUCUUUGAAGUUAGGUUACAUUUGAUUAAGAGUACUCAUAAUGUUAGUAAUAUAGAUGAAGAUUCUAUGAUUAUUGUUGUUCCUGAAGUCUUUGAGAAUUCCGAAGAUGCUCUAUUGAUCCCUAGAAGUAAACCCGAAAUUUUCUUUGCUGUUGGAUUUAACUGUAAUCUUAUUGUCAAUUUAUAA